This is a messenger RNA of Plasmodium falciparum 3D7, 3105 nucleotides long. RefSeq lists its product as uncharacterized. Lineage: Eukaryota; Apicomplexa; Aconoidasida; Haemosporida; Plasmodiidae. The record is from RefSeq and is a predicted model, not a curated record.
AUGAUUACCUCAAGUAUUAUUGAAUCAUUUACUAUUCAUUUCUUCUUACCAUUUUUAAAUUUUGUUACUUUUUUUCUGUUCUUUUUGUUUUUUAAAAUGGAAGACUUGUUUUUUAUUACUUCCAAAAAAAAAAAACUUGUGUCAGAAAAACUUUUAGAAACAACAGAAAAUGAAAAGGACAACCAAAAAGAGGAAUAUUUUUGUACACGUUCAAAAAACAAAUUAAUAAAAAAUAAAAAUAAUUUAUCAAGUAUCGAAACCUUUACUUCCUAUAUGUCACAUCCAAAACGUUGCGCUUUAAAUUCUAUAGAAAGUGAUGAGAAGGAAAAUAUUUUAUCCAUCGAUCUGAACAAUGUUCUUGAUACAUAUAAAAAAACAAAUACCGAUACGACAGGUUCUGAUAAGAUUACCGUUUUAAUAAAUAAAGAGAAAAGUAAUAAUAAGAAUGGCCAUAGUAAUAAUAAGGAUGGUCAUAGUAAUAAUAUAUAUAAUGAUAAUAUUCAUUAUAAUAAUGAACCCCUUUUAAAAAAUAAUGAAUUAAAGGGAGCCCUUAAAAUUGAGUUUCCUUUCUCUACACCUAUAAAUAAUGAAAAGAAAAAUUUCAUCUACUCAAAUAAUAUUUUUUACAAAUAUUAUAUAAAUAAUUAUGAAGAAGAACAAAAUGGAGUUCAUACAAAUAAUAAUUAUAAUCUUCAUAGUAAUAAUACUACUAAUUAUGCUCAUGAAAUUAAUCCAACUAUUCAUCAUACUCAUAUGAAUAAUAUAAAUAAUAAUAGUAAUAAUAUAAGCGCAAAUAUAGCUAAGGAUGUAUUACGCGCAUGGUAUAAUGAACAGGAGAACCAAAACGAUUCAGCAGAUUCAAAGAAUUCUAAUACAGAAUAUAUAAGAAUACAAAAGGUUUAUGAAACGAAUGAUAAUGACAUGAAUCCAUUUUUUUAUGCAAACAAAGAUUUUAAAAACAAUAAAUAUAAUCAUAAUAAAAUUGAUGAUCAAUGUGUAGAGAAAUAUAAUGAUAACAAAAUAAAUGACCAAUGUGUAGAGAAAUAUAAUGAUAACAAAAUAGAUGAUCAAUGUGUCGAUAAAUAUAAUGAUAACAAAAUAAAUGACCAAUGUGUCGAUAAAUAUAAUGAUAACAAAAUAGAUGACCAAUGUGUAGAGAAAUAUAAUGAUAACAAAAUAAAUGACCAAUGUGUAGAGAAAUGUCUUGAUAAUAAAAGUAAUAUUAAUAAUGAGGAUUAUUUUGAAAAUUUUAUAGUAAACGAAAAUAAUAAUUUCAGAGAUACAAUAAUUUGUGAUGAAAAUAAUAAAAUGAUUAUAAUUAAAAAAGUAGAAGAUGAACGAAAUAGGCAAGGUGACGAUUUUAAUUAUUUACAUGAUAUAUUAGAAAAAACGUAUAAGGAAUAUAUAAAUUUUGACGGUUCGGAAUAUAUAUAUAUAUAUGAUAUAUGUGUGAAGAAGGAUAACCCGAACGAUAAUAAUAAAACAUUGGAAAAUAACAAAACGUUGGAAAAUAACAAAACGUUGGAAAAUAACAAAACGUUGGAAAAUAACAAAACGUUGGAAAAUAACAAAACGUUGGAAAAUAACAAAACGUUGGAAAAUAACAAAACGUUGGAAAAUAACAAAACAUUGGAGAAUGACAAAACAUUUGAGAAUAACAAGACAUUUGAGAAUAACAAAACAUUUGAGAAUGACAAAACAUUUGAGAAUAAUAUUACAAACGAUGUCAAUAUUAAUCAUAACAUUCUUAAUAAAAAAAUCAAUCAUAUUGAAAAUGAAAUCAUUAUUAACAAUCCUCAUAAAAAUGAAUAUAACAUUUUUAAUAAUAUAUCUUUGCAUAUUAACAAACUAAAAGGAUUGUUCAUUUCUCCAAGCAAAUUGGAUGAAGACCAAAGUAAUAUUUCAACAGAUAUUAUACACCUAUCUGAACAAGUAAGAAAUAAUAUGACUAGUAAGAAGAUGGUAUUAUGUAAUGAUAAUUAUACACAACAAAAUAUACAAGAAAUAGAUAAAACAAAUGUUCAAGACAAUAAUGAAAACAAAAUGGUAACACAUUAUGAUAUUCAAACUAGGGAUAAAAAAGUAAUGAUGAAAGACAUGGAGAAAAGUAAUUUUAUGGAUAAAUUGAACUAUAUAUUUUUUACAGCUAUAAAUAAUACUAGCUCAACUAUGAAGAAUAAUACACAUGAUAAUAUCACAAGUAAUAAUACUACACAUGAAAAUAAUAAUAGUAAUAAUAAUAAUUGUAGUAAUAAUUACAACUCGUAUAAUUUUCAGAUCAAAGAAGUGUCACAGGAAUAUCUUUUUGAAAAUAUGAACAUGGAUCAUAUACAAACUAAUAUGAAUUAUAAUAUUAAAAGAAGAAUAUAUGAAACAGAUAUUUAUGAUAUACAAAUUAUUAAAAAAGGAUAUAAUUACAUUUAUAUAAAAGAUGGAGAAUGGAAAUAUUUUUUCUGUGUUUUAUUUUAUUUACAAAAUAAUAUAGGACUUAAAAAUGAUAUAAUCUGUAAACAUUAUUGUAAAAUUUAUCAUAGAGGAGAUUAUAUAUUAAAACAAAUAAAUGAUAAUAAUUCUUCAGAUAUAUGUACUAAUUAUUUUCUCGCCUUUUUUGAAGAUAUAUAUUUUAAUAAACAUCAGCUUAAUAAUUUAGAGCUAGCUAUACUUAUUAAAAAAAAAUCAUAUGAAUUUAUAUUUGAAAUAACAAAAUAUAAAACACCAGAUAUUAUACACAAUUUUCAUUAUAUAUAUAUUGAUGAAUACAAAAAAACAAAUAAUUGUCUUAAUAUAUUUGACGUAAAUCAUAAUUCAUAUUAUAUCAUACCAUUCAUUUUUAAAACAACCCAAACAUAUCAUCAUCACAAACAUAACAUACAUGAUGAUGAAAAACAAAACAAUGAACAUCUUAGUAAUCAAAUCAAUUUUUGUUGUGAUACAUUAAAAGAUUGGAAUGAAUCUAUAUAUUUUAUAACCAAAAAAAUGGAAGAAAACAACAAUGAAAACGUUACGAAUCGAAAACAAAAUGAACAGAAGAUACAUUAUGUUAAUAAAAAAUUAAAUCAAUGGAUACACGUAUUCAAGCAGGAAAGAAAUAUAAAACACCUCUGA